Macrobrachium nipponense is the source of this 531-nucleotide messenger RNA. RefSeq lists its product as uncharacterized. The record is from RefSeq and is a predicted model, not a curated record. Lineage: Eukaryota; Metazoa; Arthropoda; Malacostraca; Decapoda; Palaemonidae. The transcript has a single exon. The coding region runs from base 1 to 531 and encodes 176 amino acids.
AUGACAGUAAUGACAUUAGUAAACGAUAUUAACCGCAAUGCUAAUCCAAAUAGCAUCAGCAGAAGUAGCAGAAUCGGAGGUAGGAGGAGAGCAGGAGGAGGAGGAGCAGGAGGAGGUGUAGGAGGAGGAGGAGGAGCAGGAGGAAGGAUAAGAGGAGAAAUGACCUGGAGAGGAGGGAUAGGAAGGGGAGGGGGGAUUGCUGAGGUGGCCGGUAAGGGGAGGACGGGAGGUGGGGAUAGUGGAUUAGAUGGUCCGUCCGCUAAAGCAACCAGAGAUAUGUUCCUGCCGUAUAUUCCACAGCAUAUCAUAAAGAAGAAGCAGAGACACAUGGACCACCGUCCCACUACCUUACUCCCCCACCCCCUUUCCCUCCUCCCCCCUUCCUCCUCAACCCCUUUCCACCCCACUUCAAUAUUCGGGCUCAAAAAUCCCUUGGGCGGGAGAGAUAAGCGCUUUCCAUCACCACCGUUGCCAAUUGCUCAUUGCCUCGACACUUCAUCUGAGAACUCGGACUUGCUUCUAUAUAUCUAA